AUGCGUUCCGAAGAGCAAAGCGGUAUUCUCCCGCUUGAGCCAUUGAGCUUGGUGUCUAUCGCUCUCACCACACAUAAUGUUGCCUGGUCGCCGGAUGCGGAAUUGGCAGUCAGCUCGGAUGACUCCGUAUUCUUGUACCUGCCCGAGUUUCCCUCCAAAGGCACCAAGUCAAAGGCUGCCUCACUCGCAGAUCUUGAGACUAGGCGGCAAUACUCUGAGGUGGCGCUGCGCUUUCCGGCUGUUGAGCUGCGCGCGCCUGAGCUCAACCGGCCGCUCUUCGGCACUGCUAAGCAGGAGUUUCCAGACUUCGAAUUCACUUGGGAGGCAGGCCAAAGCCUCGUCGCGAACAUUGGCAGCUCCUUGAAUCACGUGGUUGCACUAGAAUGGUCCCCCAACGGCCUGGGCCGGCUGAAAAGAUCUGUGCUUGCAGUUCUUACCGGCAGCGGCGCAUUGACGAUCUACUGCGAGGGUGCCGCCAAUGAUUCUGGCAGCGUCAAGAUUAAAAGUCGAAAUAUUCGCACCAUCGGCUCAUGGGUGGCGCCAUGGGGUGUGGGUGGCAACUUGCUCCUGCCGAGAGCCAAGGGCCAUCAGUCUCCUUAUUCAAUGGAGCAUAUCACGUCUUUUGCCUGGGCGAGAGACUUGGACAGAAAUGGUACACUUUUGGCAUACAUGAAUGAUGAGGAUGAGAUAAUCAUCUUGUCGGUACAGUCAAGGCAUGCGAUCGAUGGGACGGAGAACCAUCCUGGGGACUGGAACGUGGAGGAGGUCGCUCGCUUUGCUGGAGAUGGACCUCACGGCAAAGGAGACCCAGCUGAUCCGGAUUACAUGCCCUCCGACUCUUCCUUCGCACUCCGCUGGAGCCCGUGGCUACAACGUCCAGGAGGCAGGACAGCAAUCCUCUCAUACGUGACGAAGAACUACGUGGGCUUCCGUCAAGUCAAGAUCAAAGCCCCCUGGAAAGAAUGGAAAAUCCCAGAAGUUGAGGUCCAGCCAUACGACUGCAGUGGGUUGUGUAUACAUCUCGCGCCAGAUGCAUUUGUUACAUGGGAAGAUUUGAUCUGGACCAAAGGCCUGUCCAAAGAAUGUCGAGGUGUUGUCGCGACGCCCUUCACCGUCCAGUCAUUUAGUGUCGUUUUCGACAAUGCCAUUGAUGAGGGCACCUUGACGAAGCAUUCAACUAACGAUUGCAACACAACGUAUCCGUCACAAGAGCAUGUCAGCCACGCAUCAAAUCCUAUUACUGGGUUGAUCGUACACCCACCAGAUAUAUCAAAGGCGACACAAAUCCCGCACUUCUCCCUGACACGACUUUCUGCAACACCAACAAAUAACGAUUGGUACCAGACAAACCUUUCUUUACCCUCGAAUCCGGAAGAAGCUUCUCCUCGUCCCACAUGGGCAAGCGAAAUUGCUGAGCUCCUUGAAACUAAAGAAGCUUACCCGUUGGCCUACCGAUAUCACAACCCAGACGGCGCCACAAAGUCCGAGUCUGGCGCUGAAGGGAGUAACAACGGAGACGAAGAGGAAGAACAAGACGAUGGUUUGCUUGAUGAUGAGGACGAAGAUGACUUCGAUGACUUUGACGAUGAUGAGGAGCCCGGUAAGCCUGUGCUUUUCCAGGAGUCAAAUGAUCCGUAUGAGGGUAUGGAGAAGAUCUACACGAACCGCAUUCGCAUCUGGGGGAUGGCCUCAAGUCCAGGAAGUGGCGUGACCGCGGUCUUUGCGACACUUUAUAGCGCCAUUAAAGAGGAGCGAUACACGUUUGCCGGACUCAGAAACAGGGUUUUCUUUGGACGAAGCUUGGCACCUGUCGACAACGGAUUUUACAACAGCAGGAAGUUGUCCACGGAGGCCCGCGCCUUCGAAUGGAUGUACGGUGGCGGGCCCCCGGUGCCUGGGGUCGGGGCCGCGCAUGGCACGUCCACCGAGGGCAGCUCUAAGCGUCAAGCUAUCAAGGACGCAUUUCGGGACUUGGCUUCAAAUGCCGCCUGUGUACUAUGCGGUGCCAAGCUUCAUGUGCAGCAUGGGGCUUCAAAGUGUCCAAAUGGCCAUACCUUUGCAAAUUGUGCGGCGACUGGCCUACCGAUCUUGGCGCCCGGCAUAUCGAACAACUGCGCCGUAUGUGGUUCCAAAUGCCUGAAACCUAACGAGAUCCCUGCCAAUGCAGGCGACGCUGCUACGGCGUUUGUGAAGCAGAUAUCCAGUGAGCUAUGUGGAGGGUGUGGCGGCAAAUUUCUAAAUCAGUGA
Truncatella angustata is the source of this 2247-nucleotide messenger RNA. RefSeq lists its product as uncharacterized. The transcript has 4 exons. The record is from RefSeq and is a predicted model, not a curated record. Bases 1 to 2247 code for a protein of 748 amino acids. NCBI's taxonomy places the organism in Eukaryota, Fungi, Ascomycota, Sordariomycetes, Amphisphaeriales, Sporocadaceae.